AGUGAAUGUACCUCUCCGCAGGCAUAUUUGUUUGUUUUGCUUUAAUGUUAUUUUCGGUACCGAAAAUUCCGCGUCCAAACGCUGCUGAAAUGCUUGGAAAAUAGCGUGAAUUUGGGGUGGGCCUUGGCUGCGCUGCUUGGAGCGCCCGCCUCCGCCGCUCGGAGCCCCAGCGCGACGCCGCGGAACGCGACGAGCGACGCGUGAAAGCAGUGGAAUAUCGAUCCGGUUAGGCCCCUCCGCCACUCCUGCCAGGCCCUGCCAGGCUGCACUUUCUUUGUCCCGGGCCGAGAGGGCUGCCGCCGCUGCUGCUGCUGCUGCUGUUGCUGUCAAAGCUCCGUUCGGCGGCUCGAGGCUCAAGAGGCGGAAAACCCUUUCCGAAAACCAAACGUCCAGAAGGCAAGACGGGCGUCGAAAUGCGGCGGUCCGAUCGUUCUCGGCGUGUGCCCGCCAGGUAUUCACCUACUCUGGCCGCUGUCAAAACCCUGUUGCCUCAGAAAUCUGGCAUUGUGUCCAAAUACAAGUCCAAAAACAUCAAAUCUGUCAAUCCUGGAAAGACAGCUGCUGUGAAAACUACCGCUGAACUCUCGUCACAAGGCUCCCCAAUGGCCCACCGCAGCAGUGAAAUCUUGUCGAAAUAUGCAAAACCAGGUGAACCAUCCAUCGCUGAAAUAUUCGGAGCAAACCCGGAUAGUGGGAGUGGUCAAGAUAACGAUGCGCAGAUGGAGGAGAUUGAUGUUACUGGUGAAGAAGAGCCAACCAAGGAACCACCUUCCUGGAUUGAAGCCGGCCCACUGGAGGCCAAAGCAGCCCCAAGUCAAGCAAAAGUGAAAAAGUGCACUGGAAUACCUAGAAUGGGAUAUGGAGACCUCAUAUCUCAGACUGCAGCUUUACCACGGUCUUCAUAUCCUAUACUUGAUACCUUCAUAGAAGGAGCAGCUACCCCAGGAGAUAAGCCUGGCCAAAAAACUCUCGCUCCUCAGAAGAAGAAGCUCAUCCAACAGCACCUGAUUUUGCUGCUUCAUGCCUUCAAAUGCAACCGAGCUGCCUCCACCAAACUCCCUUGCCCAAUUCCUUUCUGCAGUGUAAUGAAGAAAGUCCAGUCUCACAUGCGACAGUGCACAGAUGGGUAUAAUUGCAGUGCUCCUUUCUGUUCCUCGUCACGACGCAUCAUGUGUCACUGGAAGCAGUGCAAGACGCCAGAUUGUGUUGUCUGCAGUCGCUUGAAGUGUAUUUAUUUGAAUAAAAGGAAGAAGGCUCUUGAGAGAUUGAAAGCUUUGGGCAUGCCUCUGCCAGUCAAACAGGCAUCAGGGUCAAAUACUGAUGCUACUGUUGCCAAAGUAGCUUCUCCAGCUGCUCAAGGGAAACCUUCUCCUCUUGUUAAUGCAGCCUAAGUUUUUGUAAAUUUAAAAAACCAUUAUCAUUUCAUCUCCAUCAUGUCACAUGUAUAUUCGUGCUAUUGCCUUUACCCGUUUCCAUGCAAAAUGGAAUUAGAGGCUAUGACCCACUCUUUCAAAACUUACGUAACUCUUAAAUUGUGGAAAACAAUUUAGUUUGUUGCUGGUAAUUGACUUCUUUAUCUUAUGCUUUAUUUGGGUUUAAAUCAGUCAUAAAAUAACAAAAUUUUCUUGUAAAGAAAUCUUAUGUGAUCUGAGAACAUAUGUGACCUUUCUCAAAUCUAUUUAUGAUGGAUGUUAUACCCUCCCUUCAUCACUAUCAUACAAUUGUAUCAUUCAUGAGUGUUUAGUUAUACUCUCGAUUCUGAGUGCCAUGUUUAUUUCUAUAUUAGAUAUAUGAUUGUUGCACUUCUGCACAUGCAUCUUCAACAUUAUUUAUUUGUGUGAGUAUUUCACAUCAUUUAGUCAAGAGAUACAUUACCAGUACAAUACAUAUGUCAGAUAAGGUCUAAAAGCUUUGGCCUGACUUGUAGUGUGUAGUAUACUUUUCUGUUCUAGAAACUUGGUAUUGUUUUGAGUCAUCAGAUUUACAGCUGAUGCUCCUCAUAUUCACCUUCAUAAAGUAUUAUAAAGUAUCUUAGAUGUUGAAUGAAAAACCAUAAGAGUUCAACCAGUGUAUCUUACCUCUGUGGAAAGUCUUUGACUUGAAUCUUGUAGCUAAAUGCUGUAGUCAAAGUACUGUUGGCAAAACUGGCUUUGUAAAUUGCUAACUGUAGUGGGUCCUUUAACUUAUGACUCACUUUGAAGACUGUGAACACAUCUUCAUGAUUGAUUUCUUUCAUGCUAUAUGUGUUAAAUAUUAAUGAAUGUCUGACUUCUUUCCACAUUGUAGGUUUGGUGGCAUACUAUGUCCUCCAUUGAGAAUUUGUGAAUAUGUGAUUAAACAAAGGACUGAUGGACAUGAUUAUCUUGCAUGCAUCCAUAGUUGGGAUUGCAGUUUUGUAUACUUUAGAAUCAUGUUGUGAAAGGUAGUUUGAAUAUUUCAAUCACCCUUAUCAUGUGUGGUAAAUUUCAUAUUUGCAGUCUGUCAUCUGCCAUCUAUGACAAUCUAGGAAAUGUAAAGUAAGAAGUAAUUUAAUCUGCUUAUUUCUAUGUGAAGUACCUUCAAUGUCACUAGUAGCCUCCACAAUUAUGUAGGUGGUUGCAUAUAAACCUAUCUCAUAAUUAUAGGCUUAUGAUCUGACUAGACUUGUGGCUGUGUAGUGUCUUUAGAUUUAUUUAUAUACUUUUUGUUGAGCUUUAUUGAAAUUUAUUAUCUCCCCAAUUUUAAUACCAAUUUAUAACGGUUCAAGUUGUUUAUGAUGUGUGCGUGGAUUGUAGUCAAGGUUUUUAAUUUGCUUAGGAAAAAUUGUUUUUAUUUAUGCACUUAGCAACUUUGAACAUAUCUUUAUUUAUCAUGAUUGAUCAGCGCAGAUUUUUAAUUUUUUUUAUUAGAUUUAAGAAAUUAUUGUAAGUGCUUUAUUAUCUGAAAGCAACUAGGACAUUAUUUAUGGACUAGAAAAUGUUUUAGCAGUGUAACUCUGUUUGAGAUUGAAAUCUGUGUGUCUUUGUGUUUUUUAUUUGUGAUCUGAACUUUUUCUUUGGAGUUAUGAUCUUUAAGGUCUCUUGUCUAGAUGCAAAUUUUGUGUUAUGCUCCCCCCUAUUUAUUUUUAUUGUCUGACAGUAAUGCAAUGUUUAACAUCUCAAUCUGAGUUGUAUAGUGUGUCCCAUUGGCCCCAUACUACCUCUAUGUACUGUACUGUACUGCAUGCAGGCAUGCGGGCGGGCUUGCCUACUACCCACACUCCUGCAUUCAACACAGUUUAAACAAACAAUAAUACAGGGUCGAUGCGACACCCUGAAUACUAAUGUUUAACUUGCUCUGCUGGUGUUAACAAAAACUUACUCCACCAUAAUUAUGCAGAUGAAUAGGAAAAUUGUGAAGUUUAUUGUUUGCAAAAUGUUUGUCUGGUCCUUUAAUGUGUGUAUUUGCAUGAAAAUGUGUGUCCAUGCCCUGCAUGUGGGUGUGUUGUCUGAAUUCUUGUCUCAAGGCUUUUGAUCAGAAUCUCUUUAACUUAUGAAUUUAGUUUGAAGUUUUAUUGAGAAUGAAAGCACAUUAAUACAAUUUAUUUAAAAUUUGUUACCAUUAAACCAAAGUAUAUUGUCUAUUAGAACUAAUAUGAGGUAAGCUAACUAGUUAGUUGAUCUUCCUAAUGUGAUAUAAGAUGUGUUAUAUGUUUAUCAUCAGAUUUUAUUAAUUUUCAUCUGAUGCGUUAAAAAUUGCAGUAAAUUCAAUUAUGUGCCAUAAUUUUGGGUGGUGGGACCAUAAUCAGCUGAUCAGAGCUUUAACCUGCCAUCAAUAAUGCACAGAAGUAAUUUUCUCUUUAACAUAGUUUUGUGAUAAAAUUUAAUUCAGUGAGUGAAUUUUCACCGACACAUAUUUGGUGUCCUGGGUUAUCAUUUAAUGCCCUUGUGUUUAUUGUUCAAUUGUAAACCUAAACUUCUUUGACUUGGUUCAAAAAAGGAGCAUUGAAAAAUAAAAUUAAUAAAUUACCUUGGCAGCUGGUUUGCUUAUGAAAUGUAAAGGGAGUUAAAGUCCUUUAUAAAAUUAAAAUCUUUUAGACAAAUAUAAUUACAUAUUUACUAAUUAAGUUCUCCCUUUUGAAAACCAACAAAUCUACGUUGGCAUCAGGGCCACAUGUGAUGACCCCUCUAUGUGAUUAUAAUACACUUGAUUUCAGUAAUAACGCAUAUCAGAAUCUACUCAUUGUCGUCCCUGAUAAGCACUUGGUAAUUGCUCGUGGAAGCAUCUUAUAUUUCAUCAAUAAAAUCCUCAACUGCUGUAUGAAUCAAUUCAUACAAUAACCAGGGAGCACACCGAAUGGAUUUUCAUCAAUGGCAUUGAGAAUUUUUCACUAGCAUAUCUGAUAAAGCGCUGAUAAGUUGCUGAUAAUUACAUUACCUACCUUAGACAAAAAUCAUGUCAAUACAAAUUUAAAGGAGUUUGUAUUUUAUGCUUACCACCCUACAAAUAUCUUUCUUAUAGCUUUACCAGAUGUUGAGUACAACUUUUCUUACUCCUUUUGGAUGUAGAAAGAAAUGAAAUCUUAUAAAAUGAUGUAAUCUUAUGUAUAUGAAAAAUAUUGUGUUGUAAUACGUAAUUCCCAUGAAGAAUCGUACUUGUAUAAUUUGUGUGUGUGAAUACCGUAGGAAUAUGUGUACUGCAGUAUUUAGAAUGAUCACUUAAACUCUUAUCACUUUUAGUUCUUUUCUACCCUAUUAUAAUCAGUAUAAUUGGGACAUGUCUAUUGUCCUCAGAAUUUGUCCAUCUUGGUGAGCAGUUUCUUCAUAAUAGCUUGAACUUUCUGUUGUGACUAUCUUGUCCAUAGGUGCAUGGAACUGAAUUAUCAUUAUCAUUGUCUAGUGCAAACUUUGUUUGCCAACUAACUGGUUCUUGGGAAAUUCAAUGAGUGGUGUAGAAUUAAAUGAGAUUCAAAAAUCCUUUGAAAA
This is a messenger RNA of Frankliniella occidentalis (western flower thrips), 4943 nucleotides long. RefSeq names its product histone acetyltransferase p300. The record is from RefSeq and is a predicted model, not a curated record. NCBI's taxonomy places the organism in Eukaryota, Metazoa, Arthropoda, Insecta, Thysanoptera, Thripidae. The coding region runs from base 414 to 1391 and encodes 325 amino acids. Gene Ontology annotation, biological process: positive regulation of transcription by RNA polymerase II. Gene Ontology annotation, cellular component: transcription regulator complex; histone acetyltransferase complex. Gene Ontology annotation, molecular function: chromatin DNA binding; histone acetyltransferase activity; transcription coactivator activity. The transcript is spliced from 4 exons.